Molecule: messenger RNA, 4655 nt
Organism: Acanthaster planci (crown-of-thorns starfish)
Lineage: Eukaryota; Metazoa; Echinodermata; Asteroidea; Valvatida; Acanthasteridae
Product: fibroblast growth factor 20-like
Molecular function (GO): growth factor activity
Source: RefSeq, a predicted model, not a curated record
UGACUGUGUGCUUUGGGCUUGCUACAGUUUCGCUGUCGUGUUGGCAGUGACACAAUUCCGCGGCAAACCGCCACGCUUUUGGCGGAACUCCACUCGUCUACGACGGUGACCGACUGACGCACCUGACUGUUUCGGAUCCGGUUGCGUGCACUCACCGUCUGAUUGGCGACAAACGUGAAGCUGUGGUGAGGAGCGAUACUCAGCUCAGACACGUGACUGGAGGGCGAGUCUACUAGGGGUACGGUAAUAAUGACCUCAUCUUAUUUACAUGUCGGAGUUCGAAGUGCAUAUAUAGAGGCCUAAUCUCUCAAGGCGUUUAUCUGCAUCCUUUGCUUGGACUGCGAGAACCUUGUCAAGUGUGUGAUGACAGUAUGCGCAUCCAAUAAUAGGGGUUGUUCUAUUAUUUCUUUGCUGUGGUCUAUGGUAUUGCUACAUCACUGUUCCUGGUGACGUGGAUUAUACUGUCGCAGCUGGACCGGUUCACUUCACAACUGCCGGGAAACUUUUUGCUAUGUGACGCAUCGAUACACCAUCAACUUGUGCGCGGAGUGUGUCUUCAGUUUAUUUCGUAGCGUGUGUCGCCUGCGGGCCCAAGAGAUUUCGCGAGGCGCUCUUUUAGAAGCGCUUUGCUGUUCCUGAGAGAUGAACAACGCAAUGGAAAGUUGGAUUGAGAGAGCAAGCAAGGGAGCAGUGCGCAUUGGGACAGCGGUGCUCCUUGUGUAUUUAACAUUAUCGUCCAGCAUGCCCACACCAACUUUCAACGUUCCGACACAAAGUACUGUUUCUUCUAGCAGUGAAAUGUCUUGGGACGUCAAAACAGUAGUGACGAGUAAAAACCUAUCGGAGACGAUGCAUCUUACGGGAAAUAGCAACGAUGGCGUCGUCCUCAGCACUGUUCAAACUUCUGAAGAGGACAACAGGAUAUCCACAAGGAUGCGACGAAUGAGCAGCUGGAAAUCCAGAGAACAUGGAAUUUACUCUUACGACAUCAAACAAUUGCACUGCAAAAAUGGAAAUUUGCUGGCAAUUUAUGACAACGAAACUAUCAAUGGAACCCUCGAUAGAUUUGACAAAUACACCCGUUUGAGGAUAACGACCGCAGGCUUUGGUCGAGUCAGGAUUAAAGGCGUGCAAAGUGGAAUGUACGUUUGCAUGAAUAAACACGGCAGACUCUAUCCGUGGUCUCAUCCUAAGGACGAAUGCGUCUUCCAAGAGAGAUUUCUACCAACUUUAUAUGCCGUGUUUUCAUCUGACGUUCACUCCGGCAAGAGGAAAUGGUAUAUAGGACUUAAUGCAAACGGACAACCGAGGCUAGGAAGGAAAACGAAGUACAGGCACGCAAUGGCGCAGUUCCUUCUUGAAUCAGCUAACUGGGAUGACACCAGAUGAUCAUUACAGAAAGGAUCGCUUCUGAACAGACAAGCGAGUUGGGAAAUACUCUGCAAACGACGGAACAGUUACAGCAUAAUACUUACCUCUUGAGAGAUUCGCCUUUUCAUCGUUGACAAUUUUUCUUCAGUCACCUGAACUCAUUUAUACAUGCAUUCAGUUUUGCAUAUGUAUGUGCCCUCUGAGACGGUGCCUGCAACUCCAGUAACAAACACGAGCCAAAGACGUCACUUCUGCUCGGCACAUACCAAUGAGGAUGUCUUUGUUGUGCCUACCAAAAAAAAAAAAAAAAAACAGAACAAAACAAAACACUGUUAAUGUUGGUCACUAUCAGCUCAUUGAAAGCAUAAAUAAUAUAUCUACCGUUUUAGAUAUAUUAUUUACGUUUUAGGCAUAAGCAUGAAGUAUUCCACAUGGACAAACGUUCGUGAAUAUGAAUAAGCUUUUGUCGUGUUUAAUGUAAGCAAAACAAUGUAUCAUAUUAAAAGUGAAACUAUAUAUUUAAGUUUUUAAAACUUUCUCCUGUGCAAAAUAUGUUAAAGAGUAUGGUAUGUAUUACGUAUGCACUUAGACAAUGAUGCUAUUCUGCCUAGUGUAAGGUAUAUACCACGUGGAAGGGCCACCGUUUUCUUUGUGUGGACCGAGCCUCAUCUUUAUGAAGUUUUUGUCGUUCCCAAAGUGAUAUUAUUCCUGUGAAUAAGUACUAUAGGUCUGUAUAAGCGUUUGGAUGCUUUUUGAAGACCUUUUCGACAAGGUUCUUCACUUCUCCCUGUUAAGGGAGACUUUGGAGGUCUUUAAAUCCCAUUUAAAUUAUCCUCUUCACAAAUUAAUACAAUAGUAAUUACGGCAGUUUCCUCGGAACAAUUUAAUUUUCGCUGAAUCCUGUAGAAGGCUAUAGGCAUUUCUUGGAGCAUGCCGGGCAGAAAACUCGCAUUGUGUCACAUCCAAAUCACGCAUUUUCAGUAAUUGCUAAAAAUGUAUUCACCUUUUAUUCAAGAUAGAUCUCAUCAAAAUGUACAGAAGGGUCCCAUUUGUUUCACACUUGACUUGAUUCAUUACUUUGAUUCUGUGGUACUCAAAAUUUCACACGAUCAAAUCACCAGUAUUUAAAAAGUACUCAAGUAGAGAACGAGUACCAUAGUUAUUUUGAAACUGCAUGGAUACAGAUCAAAAAUAAGUAUUCAAGACUGUCAGCCCGAGUAGGAGCUGAGCCGUAGUCAAUGGGGUUUCCAAUUUGCAGCCUAGGUGUCCUUGGAGGCUCAAGGGAAAGUCCACCUGUCGGUGGCCAGAUCCCCUGUCACUCACCCUUACAAUUGGGGCAUUCAGAAAGUUUGCACACAUCACUCGCCUUUGCCGACACACCUGGUUAGACCUUUAUGGAGCCAUCCGACCGUGAACAAAGUAGCUCAGGCCCGCCAAGAAUGAGGAUUUGAGCAAGUGGCUUUACGUACUAUUGCAUGCCUGGUUCCAUCAUCGUCUGGGUUUGGUUGUGUGUAUUCUCGUGAAUAGGCUCUCCCUUACAUCGCCCACUUAAUCUGUUGCAUGACAGGUGUAGCGAAGAAAAUCAAGGGCGGACCCAGAACUAAAUUUUAGGAGACAGACUUGAGGGGCAAUGAGAAUUUGGAAUUUUAUCUUGUAACCUUUAAUGGCCUUUCUGAGGGUUAGGUUGCAUUUUGGGGCUUAUAUACGCUUACUCGGGGAGGGGGUGUCCCCCUUGCCCCACCCCCCAUCCGCUCUUGAUCAGUAUGUGCCAGACAACAUACAGAAUGGUGUACCCAGUUUACGUAGUCGUGGACUGAUGAGCUACUGACUGAUAUCAAAUAGCAUGUUCACGAGACCAAAUUUGUAUUCAUUCGUUUUCCUGAAAAGGUUGAAAGAGGGAGAACUGUAGAACAUGCUGGAACAAGAGAAGCAUGAACGGCCCCGUUUCAGAAUGAGAAAAUAUUUGCAUUGUGUGCAUAUAGUCAAGAUCACGACAUGCCCUAUAUCUUAUCUCUGCUAUUAGUACUUUGGGGUCCAGCAUCCAAGAUCGCCAGUUAACGAAUCCCACCGAAGAUUCCUACCCACUUUCAAUCAUGUAAUCAAUAGUUAUCAGUUGGAAACGUGUGGGUUUAAACCAAUGAACGUUGGGUUCUUUUCACUCGCAAAGUAGUUGUCACAGCCUUUUUUUUACGACAGCCACCCGAGUGUUGACAUGUGCUUAUGUAAUAUUUAUAAGACAUCUGAGGAUAUAUUUUUAUGAUGAUAUUUUUAUACAUAAGUUAUUUAUACGGUGUAUUUAUUGAAUUAAAACUUCGAAAGUGUGUGACGCCCUCCACAGUAAGUGCGCACACCGCGAGGAAGAAUUGGUCUUGAGGCGAUUUGCCAGGGGGAUUGUUUUAAGUACGGAGAAUUUGAGCACACAGAGGAAACAAAUACUGUAACUAGAUGACAAACAAUUCUAUGCUGAAUUGUACACGCAAAUUGUUCAUGAUCUGUCGUUGUUAUCAUCCAUUCUUACUUCUGAAGUGUCGGUUUGAAUUCCCUCGUUUUGUGGGACUAUGUUAUCUUCUGCAACCAUCAUGUAAUUGAUACGUACAUGUAUACGUUAGUAUAAAAUACUCUUCAUACAAAGAUUUGUAUCAAGUGCAUGUGACGCUUAAUUACCGUCAUAGCGCAGUGUAAAUAAAUAGAUUAAAAUAACACUUCAACUAUUUGAACAAGUUAAGUUGGAGUCACAAAGAUGCCUAGGUUGAACAAAAGAAAUGGUUGUUGCAUGUGAUCCAAGUGGCAAGCAGUUAAUUUCCAGGUGAAACUGAAGUACUAAUGAACAUGUUUCAAACGAAGCGGUGUCCGCGUUAAGGACUCAGUAUUAUUGUCAACCGAUUGCUACUACAAUUCACCUGAUUCCUGAUUAAAUGGCGUUACAUUUGUAUCCAUUUUUUAUUCUAUGAAAGAAAAAUGCUUCCUUCUUGGGAUUGUCGAAAGGAUUUUCCACGCACUUUUUGAAAGUGCUAUAGCUCUUUAUAGCCCAGGUAAUUGUUGAUGAAUUUUAUUUUUUUGGCUGGUCAUAUCCCCAGUGUUGUGCUUUUGGUAUUUCUCUUUUUGAAAUUCGUACUUUCAUCAUCCUGUAGAGCGCAGGUAACGUCAGUAAAAUUCAGAGACACAGCUGUAUCUUCAUACAGCUCUCCCUCUCAAACAAAAAUAAACAGCAAAAAAGACAUAAGUCACAUUAUAAGUUUUUGUGCAUAUGUGACAAUAAUACCUCAUACUUUUUACAAUUUUAA